Desarmillaria tabescens is the source of this 529-nucleotide messenger RNA. RefSeq lists its product as uncharacterized. Lineage: Eukaryota; Fungi; Basidiomycota; Agaricomycetes; Agaricales; Physalacriaceae. The record is from RefSeq and is a predicted model, not a curated record. The transcript has 3 exons. Bases 54 to 395 code for a protein of 113 amino acids.
CACUCACCAAGACUCCAAUUUCUGAACAACUCUCUCAACUUAAUAAAUCCAAUAUGUCUUCAAUCAACAAUGGAAACACUGGCUCCACUGGUUCCGGCGAGCCUAAUAAGGCCACUGGUCAAUACCACUCCGUGAAGGGCACCGUUGUUGAGGCCGUCGGGAACCUUACGGGCGCCCAAACGUGGCAGCAAUCAGGCAAGGAAGAACAUGCAACCGGCGAGGCAGAGUACAAUGCCGCUCAAGCCAAGAACUGGGCUGAAGGUGCUGCUGACCGAGUGGAGGGCAAGAAGGACUCCGUUGUUGGGGCCGUUUUUGGCGACAAGUCCCAGCAAGCUCAGGGCAACUUGAAGCACGAUAAGGGUCAAGCUCAACAAGACGCAAACUCAUGGGCGUAAAUAAUAGGAAGCGGGAGAGCAGACGUUUCGAGGAAGUUGAAAUAUUAACCAUUUUGUAUAUUAUCUAUCAUUAAUGCUCGUUCAUGAACUCGAAUGCUCUCAAGGAAGAGAACACGCACACAAUGAUUUUUUUA